AUGGCGAAACUGGUCACAGGCUACGGCUACGAUCCACCAGGCGGCCUCAAAGUCACCUUCACCGGUUGGGGCACCACAAUCUCCACCGGGCAGGCGGCGCCGAACACGUUAAUGAAGGUAGACAUCACCGUCAUCGACCGCGCCAACUGCGUGGCCAGUUUUGAUGUCAACGACCGCAUGAUCUGCGCUGGCGAGAAUGGCAAGAGCACCUGCAACGGCGGCGACUUUGGUGGGCCGCUCGUCAGUGGCAGCAUUCAGUGCCACGUGACCGCGAGCUCAGCCGCCGGCGACGCCGUGAAGGCGGCGCCUCCCGACGAGACGCCCUUGAAGGACACAACGCACGCCACCACCACCACCACCACCACCACCACCACCAACACUGUCGUCGUACCAGAGGUGUCGGUUCCGGACGUCGGCCUCGUGUUAUAA
Schistocerca americana (American grasshopper) is the source of this 429-nucleotide messenger RNA. Its product is annotated as trypsin delta-like. Gene Ontology annotation, molecular function: serine-type endopeptidase activity. NCBI's taxonomy places the organism in Eukaryota, Metazoa, Arthropoda, Insecta, Orthoptera, Acrididae. The record is from RefSeq and is a predicted model, not a curated record. The transcript has 3 exons. The coding region runs from base 1 to 429 and encodes 142 amino acids. Gene Ontology annotation, biological process: proteolysis.